Molecule: messenger RNA, 828 nt
Organism: Nomia melanderi (Alkali bee)
Lineage: Eukaryota; Metazoa; Arthropoda; Insecta; Hymenoptera; Halictidae
Gene: Tfb5
Product: transcription factor B5
Biological process (GO): nucleotide-excision repair, preincision complex assembly; nucleotide-excision repair; transcription by RNA polymerase II
Cellular component (GO): transcription factor TFIIH holo complex; transcription factor TFIIH core complex
Source: RefSeq, a predicted model, not a curated record
GACUGAAAUACCGAUUGUGUAAAAAAAGCAGUGUUCUGAUAUGUUCUCUACGAUUAAAAGUGGCGAGUUUGAGAAUUCCAUUCGAAUCGACGAUUAAAGUUGGCAAAAUUGAUAAAAAUAAAGGGUUCUCUUUGCGAGUUAAAAAUACACAUGCAUGCAUGUAGUAUACGUAUCAGAUCUCAUGGUAAAAAUGUUGAUUGUUGUCUAUUAAUUACUUAAUCACGUGGCCAGCUAUCCUAUACCUUGUCGAUGAUGUCACUAGUGCCUCUAUCGAUAAGUAAUGUCUACUAAAUUGAGUUUACAAUGCACUAAACCAUAUUGAUUGUCUUGUCUAGUUAUGUUCGAUGAAUAAAGUCUAUGGCAAUGCAAUGUUUGCAUUGAAAGAAUAUCAAAUACACAAGGAAACUUCUCGCUUUUUCUUUUUUGAAAACACAGAAGAGAAAAAGUCAUGGUAAAUGUCACAAAAGGAAUUUUGGUUGAAUGCGAUGCAGCUAUGAAGGAAUUUCUUUUACACUUGGAUGAAACUUUUGCAUUAGGUCGGAAAUUUAUAAUUCAAGAUUUAGAUGAGAGGCAUUUGUUUAUUUCUACUGAUAUUUUAGAUACGUUGCAAGGGAAAGUAGAUGAUCUUAUGGAUCAAAUAUCGUUUCCUUUAGCAGAAAAAGGAAUAUAAAUAUUAGACAACAAAUAUUUCUUCUCUAAUUUGAUUUAAAUCUAAAGAUAUAUAUGAAAUAACUAAUUAUGGCUGCACGAGAAUCUGGUAGAAUAAAAGAUGCAUAUCAGAAAAGAGUGCUUGAUGAAGCUGCUCGUAAACGUAGGCAAAAGAAAGCA